CGCUGUACUGAGGACUUUGAAAGGUAAACGGACUCUAAAACGAGGGAAAGGAGGAAACAGUACUGAGACGUUGAGAACAGAGGACUCGUAAAACUAUAGCGCGCCAUCAACAUCAGUGUUUAUCAUUAGUUUUUUAAAAUAAGAUCUUCUUACAAUUGCAAUUGGAGAAGGAAUAGCAGUUAUUCAACUAGUUAGUAAACUAGUUAUCCAUUUGACUGUUUUAUUGAAUUGUCUUCGCAUCGGCUUCAUACUGAAAGGGAUGCAUUUGUUGAGCAUGUCUACCAAAUGGCCAACCUACGACUCCCGCUCCUCCACCCCCAGCUUCCUCCUCAGUGAGAGCGACGUGACAGAGGACGAGGCAGACAUUGAUAUCUUCACCUCCGAAAGUGAGGGAGAUAGCUCAGGGGGUGGCAAGAACUGCUCAGUACCCUUCUCCCUGGCCAGGGGUGGCAAGGCAGCCCCUAGGUUACACUGGUCCAUGGCUGGGAGUGCAAAAGCGGAAUGCUUUCCCCACACCACCACCUACCCAUCCAUGGUGGCUUCCCCUGGCAGUGCUACGUUAAGCACAAAGGGAAGCACAGAGGAAAGCACAGAGGAGACCACGCAAGGAGACUUGGCCUUCGCUCAGAAAUGUUCAGAGCUGCAAAGGUUUAUCAGACCCCUGUUGGAGCUUCUGAAUGGACUCAAGACGGGGAGAUUUGAGAGAGGUCUUAGCAGUUUCCAGUCGAGCGUUGCCAUCGACAGACUCCAGAGGAUCCUGGGUAUUCUUCAGAAACCUGACAUGGGAAAAAAAUUCCUCCGCACCCUCCUGCAGGUAGAGAUGAUGCUGAAGAUGUGGUUCCCCCAUGUGACCCCUGUCGCUGCCACCCAGAACCCCACACCCAGUCUUCCUCCACGAUGGCACCAAAAUCAGCUGUGCAUGCCAGUCAAGAAGCGCAAGCUUAGCUGGUUGGACUCUGACUUCCCCAAUGCCGCCCCACCCAGCUGCAAGCGCCUGCAGUGCGAGGACAACUACCAGGAAAUGACCUCACGAAACUCUAGCCCUUUGAGCACAGAUACCUAUAACCCGUCAUGUCUGACUGUCAGCAGGAGAAGAAAGGGAAAUAAGAGGCUUGACAUUUCACCUUGCUCUGCAUGUGGUAGCCCAGCCACACAAGACAGCCGUGUCUCCUCCACCCUCCUGGUCUUUCACUCACAUCAGCUCUCCCUCCAUGGACAUCAGCCACGGAGGUGCCACAGCGGGCCUGGCACAGUGAAGAUAGAGACAGAUAUUACAUCAGUGGAAACCCAAAGGAGGAGUCAGUCUAUCCCCACAUUACGGAGGUCUAUUAAACAAGAGCCGGCGUGGAGGACAUAAAACUGAACUCUGAAGUCAUUGCACCUUUUGACCAUCUUUCGUCCACUUUUGUCUGUGUUGGAGAGUGAUUUAUUUUUUUUAAAACCGAAAUGUACUUGGGAAUAUUUUUUUAUGGUUGAUGUGAUAAAGCAGUGGUUUCAUUUUUCAA
Molecule: messenger RNA, 1505 nt
Organism: Coregonus clupeaformis (lake whitefish)
Lineage: Eukaryota; Metazoa; Chordata; Actinopteri; Salmoniformes; Salmonidae
Exons: 5
Coding region: 260-1357 (365 amino acids)
Biological process (GO): circadian regulation of gene expression; negative regulation of DNA-templated transcription
Cellular component (GO): nucleus
Molecular function (GO): RNA polymerase II cis-regulatory region sequence-specific DNA binding
Source: RefSeq, a predicted model, not a curated record